AGCUUGCUUAACUGCGCUUCUAAAUUUAAACAAUUCUAGUUCAACAUUGAACCGUUCAACUACAUAAGUAACAACUCUCAUUUUUUGACGACUACGGCUACAACACAACACAUUUUGAGGUUUCACACGUAGCUUUUAUCAAAGACCCUGUCGUAGGGCUAAUCUGCAACAUGAGUUCAGAGUAUUCUUAUGACGAACAGGGUCAAUUCUACCCUUUCUUCAUCUUUACUCUGACAACCAUCGUCACGCUCCCACUCACAUAUAGCCUUCUCGCGCCGAGCAAGGAUGUCGUUUCCACCGCACCGAGACUACAGACCGACUAUAAACCCGAACAUGCCGACCUCAUACAAGCGCAGCGUACCGCGCAGAAGCGAAAGCAGCGCAAGGUCAAGCGCGCCAUCGCUGUCGUCCUAGGAUGGGCCGUCAUGGCCGGCAUGCUAUACCUCAUCGUCACCACCCAACGAACAACGGCCAAGAUAUGGAACCCAUAUGAUAUUCUAGGCGUCUCAGAGUCGGCAACGGACAAGCAGAUUAAAUCCCACUACAGGAAACUUGGUCUCAAGUAUCACCCGGACAAGGCCAAACCCGACCCAGCUAAGAAUGAGACUGCCGAGAUGUUGAGUGACAAGUGGGUUGACCUCACCAAGGCAUACCAGGCUCUUACCGACGAGGAGGUUCGCAACAACUAUAUUCAAUAUGGCCACCCCGACGGCAAGCAAAGCUUCAGCAUUGGAAUCGCUCUACCCAAGUUCAUCAUAUCCGAUGGAAAUGGAAAAUAUGUUGUUCUCGUCUACGCCUUACUCCUAGGAGUCAUGUUGCCUUACUAUGUUGGAUCAUGGUGGUAUGGCACCCAACGCAUCACCAAGGAGGGAGUUCUUAUCGAGAGUGCCAACAACCUCUUCCGCGAGUAUUCUGAGGAUAUGGAUGAGGGAGAUCUGGUGACUGCUCUCAGCGCCGGUAAGGAGUUCCAGGAGACCUUGAAGGGAGACAAGGCCGAGUCUGGCCUUGCGACAAUCGAAUCUAGAAUCCUGGCUGAAGGUCAACUCGCAUCAUUUGCUGGCGGAUUAUCAGUUAAAGAUAAGGAGAAGCUGGAAGACCUCGAUGGUGGGGUGAGAAGAAAGGUCCUGGCUCUCCUUUGGGCAUACCUCGGCCGCGUAGAGCUCGAUGAUCAGGCUUUGAACACCGCGAAGUACCUAGUCGCACCUAUUGCACAGAGCCUCUGCAGUUCCUUUAGAGCGAUCUCUCUGGCGUACAGCAACACCGGCCCGAUUCUAGCUUCUUUCUAUACCAGCCAACGACUCAUCCAAGCAGUACCACCUAACGCAUCCCCGCUUCUCCAGCUCCCCCACUUCACGCCUGCCGUAGUAAAGGCCGUUGAGGGUGACUCGAAGAAUCAUUUAACUGUUCAAGAGUUUAUGGAUCAGCCUGAUGCAACACGCCGAAGCGCUGCCGUUGGAAAUGGUCUUCUAAGCCAAGAGCAGUACAAGACGGCUGUUGACGUUGCAGGACAGCUCCCAUACCUCCGAGUCGCAAAGGCAUUCUUUAAGGUUGCAGGCGAACGAUUCAUUAUCCCGUCCUCUUUGGUUACACUGGUUGUGAAGGGCCGAUUCGUACCACCUGGAAGCACAAACGUCCCGGACGUCGAUGAACUCGAUUUGGAAGAUAUUGAUCCGGCCGAGGAUGACCUAGAUGCACUUAUGGGACGAAAGAAGGCAGUCAAGGAUGAGAACGGAAAAAUAGUUUCCAAGGAAGAGUCUAAACCCGUACCACCACCGCUCACAUUUGCUCCUUACUACUCUCGCGAACAAUCACCACGCUGGCACAUCUUUCUCUCCGAUAGCAAACAGGGGAAGAUGGCAGUACCGCCAUUCACCUUUACCACCUUCGACCAACCUAUCUUUACUGCCGAUGGAAAGCCGACGUUUAACAUGCAGACCUUGAAAGCUCAAUUUGCCGCUCCCCCGCAAGCAGGUACCUAUACAUUUGUCAUGCACGUCGUCUGUGACAGCUACGUUGGAUUUGAUACCAAGAUGGAAGUUACCCUUGCUGUUGAGGAUGCUAGUAAGGCGGCGGCAAUGGCUGCUGAGGAUGAGAUCAGUGAGCCGGAAGAAGAUUCUCUUGCUGGUCAGAUGAGCGCACUCAAGGGUGGCAGUGUUGCCGGCACUACGAAGCCUAAGAGACGGAAAGAUGACGACGACUCUGAAGAUGACGAUGAGAGUGGUACUGAAGAGGAGGAAGAUGAUACUAGCGAGACGAAUACCGACACCGAACCCGAGUCGUAGGAUACAAAUACCUUAACGGACCGUAUCAUGAAUCGGGAAUCUAAUAAGUCCUACUCCCCUUGACUAGACCGUGGUGCUUCACAGAGGCAUCCCGGUUUCUAUCUCUUGAACGUUGGCUCCAGGCCAACUUCACUCAGAUGAUGGUACAUGUGUAAAGUUAGUAUUGUGCGAAAAAAGAAAACGCGUACGAACGCUACAGCAGCAGCAGCAUGGAAUUGGCGUCGUGGCGUUGGGAGGGAUUUGCCAUGGGCGUAUAGGCUAUAGCAAGUCCACGCUUUGCGCAGAUAAAGUUUAAUUCUGAUGUUCAAACUUA
Molecule: messenger RNA, 2595 nt
Organism: Annulohypoxylon maeteangense
Lineage: Eukaryota; Fungi; Ascomycota; Sordariomycetes; Xylariales; Hypoxylaceae
Product: Sec63 Brl domain-containing protein
Exons: 3
Coding region: 171-2282 (703 amino acids)
Biological process (GO): post-translational protein targeting to endoplasmic reticulum membrane; SRP-dependent cotranslational protein targeting to membrane
Cellular component (GO): Sec62/Sec63 complex
Molecular function (GO): transmembrane protein transporter activity; RNA binding
Source: RefSeq, a predicted model, not a curated record